AUGGCUUCAAUAACUUCAAUCAUAUCAAUUUUCGUCUUAUUAUUGGCUACUUAUUGCCAUUCAGCUCCAAUUGAAACAGAAUUUCAAUUUUCAACAGUAGAAAAUGAACUUACAUCUGUCACACCAAAACCGAUCAAAGUCGCAAUAGAAUUCAACACCGUUCCAAACACACAUUCUAAACGAUUAGAAGGUCACUCAAUUGAACAAUUUACAACUGAACGUUCAAUUCCAGAAAAACAUAACAGCAAUAAACGUACCUUAUUGGAUGAAUUCACAACAGUAUCAUCAUUCACCGUUCCCACGGCCCACAAACGAUCAGAUGACGAUUCGAGUGAAGAAUUCACAACAGUAUCAUCAUUCACCGUUCCCAUGACCCACAAACGAUCAGAUGACGAUUCGAGUGAAGAAUUCACAACAGUAUCAUCAUUCACCGUUCCCAUGACCCACAAACGAUCAGAUGACGAUUCGAGUGAAGAGUUCACAACUGAACUUUCACAUGUCGAUAGUAAACGAGGAAGUGAUGAAGUAGAUGGUGAAAGCACCUCUGAAGUUACAGUUGGAGACGUCAACGACAAACGAUCAGUUGAAGUUCAAAACGAAGAAGACUCCGAAGAGGCAAAACGAUCGAUUGAUGAAUGGACCACCGAAAAAGCCGAAAUGAUCGAUGGAAAGCAAAAACGAACAGAAGAACACACCUUCCCAAACGAAUUCUUCACCACAGUAGAAUCAAGCACAGAUUUCAACAACCGUGUUGUUCGACUGUUGGAACAUGAACCCGUCGACUUAGAAUUAACCACCAUUCCUGAAUCAUCGUCAUUUGAAACACUCGCUCAUACAACUGGACUUCUUAAACAACGCCACGUUCCAGUUCCAGAAACCGAAACUCCAAAAGGUGAGCGAACAGAUACAAAGUAUAUAAGCAUAACUGAAAAUGUCGGUACAGGCGAAACCAGAGACACAGAAUACUUUCGUGCUAACGAUUUAUCUACAUUCAAUCAAACUGCACAUGAACAGUAUUCUUCAUCAUUUAAUGAUGAAUCAAUUCUGCUUCUAUUUCUUCUUGCUGCACUUCUAUUUUGUAUAAUUUUCGUGGCGAGUUUCAUCGCCUUCAAUCAAAUGAAAAAGAAUUUUCAACGCCAGAGCCCAAUAAAUGAAAUGGAAGCCGAAUUAGACAAGCAAUAUGACCAACAUGAAAGUUAA
Molecule: messenger RNA, 1200 nt
Organism: Adineta ricciae
Lineage: Eukaryota; Metazoa; Rotifera; Eurotatoria; Adinetida; Adinetidae
Source: the annotation of a GenBank genome assembly